This is a messenger RNA of Nematolebias whitei (Rio pearlfish), 1003 nucleotides long. RefSeq names its product EMG1 N1-specific pseudouridine methyltransferase (gene emg1). Gene Ontology annotation, biological process: rRNA base methylation. The record is from RefSeq and is a predicted model, not a curated record. The coding region runs from base 43 to 759 and encodes 238 amino acids. Gene Ontology annotation, cellular component: small-subunit processome; nucleolus. The transcript has 5 exons. Lineage: Eukaryota; Metazoa; Chordata; Actinopteri; Cyprinodontiformes; Rivulidae. Gene Ontology annotation, molecular function: rRNA (pseudouridine) methyltransferase activity; rRNA binding.
AUUUUCACAUAACGUAAUCAAUCUGCGACGAAUCAAUCUGCAAUGGCGGCUCCCGGUGGAAGGAAGCGUGGUCUUGAACAUUUGGACGAAUAUGAACCAAAAUUCGUCAAAGUUGGCAAAAGCAACCUUCACGACCGAAUGACAGAAAAAAGGCUAGUUGUUAUUCUGGAAGGAGCCUCAUUAGAAACAGUAAAGGUUGGAAAGACGUUCGAGUUGUUGAACUGCGACCAACACAAAAGUAUGAUCAUCAAAAAUGGAAGGGACCCGGGCAACGUAAGGCCAGAUAUCACACAUCAGUGCCUGCUCAUGCUGAUGGACAGUCCACUGAACAGGGCAGGUCUGCUGCAGGUUUACAUCCACACAGAAAAAAAUGCUUUAAUAGAGAUCAACCCACAGACUCGCAUCCCAAGAACCUUCGCUCGCUUUUGUGGCCUGAUGGUUCAGCUGUUGCACAAGCUGAGCGUCAGAGCUGCUGAUGGUUCUGCAAAGCUGUUAAAGUUGAUUAAAAAUCCAGUGUCGGACCACCUGCCGCCCGGUUGCCCCCGUAUCGCCACCUCAUUCGCAGCUGGGGAACCCGUCUGUCCCCGGACUUUGGUAACGGAUGGCCCUGCUGCAGUAGUGAUUGGAGCGUUUGCACAUGGAUCGGUGAAUGUGGAAUACACAGAGAAGACCGUGUCCCUAAGUAACUACCCCCUCUCUGCAGCACUGACCUGUGCCAAAAUAAGCUCUGCUUUUGAGGAAGUUUGGGGUGUCAUGUGACAAGACACUCAAAUCAUAAUAAACUGCUGAUAUCUACAGGACAGAAAUCAGAUGUAUACUUGGACUUUUUAUUAGUGAGCAAAAGGAAAAUACGACCAAAUGUUUUAAGAUGCUACAUUCACUGUAUGUGAAUGACAACAUUUGGACUCCAUGUGAAACUUAUGGUGGUUUUUAUAUCCAUGGUUGUUUUUAUAUCCGUUGUUGUUUUUUUAUGUUCAUAUAGUCUUUUUUUUUUGUCAUUAAC